UCUCACCAAUUUCUCAAUCUCAUCUCACAAUCUCAAACACUGUUAAAUCAAACCCAAUUCUUCUCGAAAAAAAUGUCAGGUCGUGGAAAGGGAGGUAAAGGUUUGGGCAAAGGAGGAGCGAAGCGUCACAGGAAGGUUCUGAGAGACAACAUCCAAGGAAUCACUAAGCCUGCGAUCCGGAGGUUGGCUCGUCGAGGCGGCGUCAAGCGCAUCAGCGGUCUGAUCUACGAGGAGACACGUGGCGUCCUCAAGAUCUUUUUGGAGAACGUUAUCCGUGAUGCGGUUACUUACACCGAGCACGCGAGAAGGAAGACGGUGACUGCAAUGGAUGUGGUUUAUGCUCUUAAGAGACAAGGAAGGACUCUUUACGGAUUCGGCGGUUAAGGAUUUUAGCGUUUUGUUUUGUGUUUUUUUUUUUUCUAGGAACGAUUUAGCUGAUAUCAUUUGGAAUUUACGUUUGCGUUUUGCUUUGUAAUGUUGUUUGCGAUAAAUAUAUGCGUUUGCGUUUGUUACCUCUC
This is a messenger RNA of Camelina sativa (false flax), 518 nucleotides long. RefSeq names its product histone H4. Gene Ontology annotation, molecular function: protein heterodimerization activity; structural constituent of chromatin; DNA binding. The record is from RefSeq and is a predicted model, not a curated record. NCBI's taxonomy places the organism in Eukaryota, Viridiplantae, Streptophyta, Magnoliopsida, Brassicales, Brassicaceae. Gene Ontology annotation, cellular component: nucleosome.